UGACAAACAUGCAAAAAAAUAAGAAACCAGGAAGGGGGCAAACACUUUUUCACACCACUGUAUAUAAGAACAAACAAUGCUUUCUGAGAGUGUAUGCCACAAGAAAGUGUACAGCAGUUAGCUAGCCUAGCUGCCUAGCUAUUUUAUCAGUUGAAAAAGUCAGUUAGAAAGUUUAAAGGAUUGGUAAAAUGAGUAUGUGGAUGUUAUCAAAAGCAGCAGAAAAUUGACAACACUGACAAUAACUGACUUCUGACACUGUGUGUGUGUUUUUGUCACAACAUCAGAGAUUCACACUGACCAUGCUUUACAUAUUUACCACAGAUACUGAGGGUACUUUCAAACUAUCCAGCAGAGUGCAGUGUUUUUUUCCACAUUUGCCACUUGAACAUGAUACAGCCGUAACCAGUACUUGUACAAAGUUGGUUGUUUUCAGUACAAAUAUUUUAAACCAAACAUACCUUUUUAUCAUUUACUUCCUUUGCAAUUACUGAGUAAUGAACAGCUUUGAAUACAUUUCCUACACUUUGACUUAAUUAAUGUAAAUUAUGAUAAAACAAUAUUUUUGGAAAGGCAGAUGAGUUGCUUAUAAUGAUGAUGUGCAGACUGCCAUUAAACUGAGUGAGGAUUUUGUUGUUUCAUAGAGGAUUGGCCUGAUGUAAUUUGGUCAGUCUUACUUUCUUUUUCUAAUGCGCACUGAUUCAUCCUCACUGGGCUGCUAGUAAAGCUAUGGACUUCAUGUUUGAUGUUUCUUUACCUGCUUAACUGGGGAAGAAAAGAUUUCUGGACCAGCUCUGUGUGGACAGGAUUUCAGUUCUGCACUGAGAAGAUGAGGCUGUUUCUCUUAUUCUGCGUCCUCUGCCUGAUGGCUCCUAUUGGCUACAGUCAGCUUCCAGGUCCUCCUGGUCCCAAAGGUGACAGAGGAUUUCCUGGGCCACCUGGGUUACCUGGGCUAGAUGGUGUAACUGGUAGGCCAGGGUUACCUGGUGCACCUGGACCUCCAGGGAGAGCGGGAUUGCCUGGAAAUCCUGGACCACUUGGACCACCUGGACCACCUGGACCUUUUUCAAUGUGUGAACAAGAUGCCACUCGUUCCAGUUGCCCGAACCUCAAAGCCUUCACGGAGGGCCUUGCUAAGUUAGAUCAGGCUAUAAACUAUGACUUUGUCCGGAGGGUUGGUCAGAAAUACUUUGUGUCCUACAAGGAGAGAGACUCUUUCUCCAGGGCCGUCGAGUUCUGCUCCCAACGAGGCUUAGAGCUGGCUUUGCCCCAGAACGAGGAGGAGAACAGCGUACUGACUCAGUUCUUUGGGGAUGCUUACAAAACGGCCUGGAUCAACGUCAACAAUCAAAAAGCAGAGGGGAAUUUUGAGACAGACAUGAACAACCGACCUCUGACAUUUACCAAAUGGGGAGGAGGGCAGCCAGACAAAUCCAUCCAGGAUACAGGCUGCACCAUGCUGUCAGAAAACGGCGUUUGGAGAGUGACACACGAAUGCUUCCUGAAUGCUUUCAUCGUUUGUCAGAUAUAAAAAGGUCUCAUAUCCCUUGCAAGUCCUGCUUUAAGAGAAAAUUUUCAUGUACUCAAACACAUGACUCAUGUCAUAUAUUUGUCUUAACUUUUGAUCUUAAGUAGGUAGGGGAUAGGACUGGGCAAUUGUCUGUGUUUUCAUAUCAUCAUAAUCAUUACCAGAGAGCCGAAAGAUGAUCCAAUCGCCUCUGAGAGGGGCUCUAACUUUCUCUGAGAUCACUCAAUUUAAAUGCCAGUAUAGCCGAUCUCACAGCACAGCUGAUGUCAUUAACCUGUAUUUUUGUUACAUUUGUCAGACAAUGCAGUGAUCAUAAGAUAAUGAUUUUAUAUAUAUACUGUAACAUCGGCAGGGAAAAAAACUUAGCGAUCAUCUCUCUCUUUUUUUUUUGUUGUUGUUAGUUGAUCUGAUCACCAAUUGGCACAAUUGUAUAACUUUGGCAGUAUAACCUGUAGGAAAAACUAUUUAACAUUAUGCUAGUGUCCAGUGAAUUUUAAAAAAGUGAUGUUAAACUUAUCUUCAUUUUGCAGGGGAUUACAUGGAAACUGUUUCAAGGACCCAGUUUAGAAACAUUUCUAUUAGAAGUAUUUGCUUUCAGAUGAAAUAGCUUUACAAAAACUGGUUUCUGUUUUUAUAUCUUAAUCUCUAUUUAAUAAGUAUAAUUGUAUCAGCAUUGCUGUCAAGUCCUCCUCUUGUUCAAUUUCCCAAAGUACACACGGACAACUCAAAUUUUCAACUUAAUCACUUUUAAUUUUCUUUUUGGCUUUGUCAGUUGAUCAGUAAAUUAGGUUGUAAACCUUUAAAGACAGAGAAACAAAAGUUACCAUUUUGACUAAACAUUUUCAAAUGUUUUAGUAAAGUUUUAACAUUUAACAUAAUUUUAACAUUUUUAACUUGUACUAUCCUUUUGUAUCUUAUGCAUUUACAUUUUUUCAAACUCAAAAUAAAAUUUAGCACAAACUCAUUUAAACACAAAAUCAAUGAAGUCAAUGCUGCAGUGUGUUUCUUAGCCAAUCUACACAGCAGUUAAACAUACUUAAACAGCAUUUCAAACAUCAUAAAAUUAAAUAAAACAUUUCACCGACCAUUGGCGUCUUGGGAUUGAACCAUAGAGUGAACUUGGAGUGUCUUCUCUCUGAAGUUUCUUUGUUUAAAUGACUGAUAACCUCCAUGUUUUUACAGGUGCUUUCAAUCAGUGACAAUGACUGAUCUGGUCAUAAGCAGCCAGUUUGCUGCUGCUGGUGCACUCUGGGAAGUGUAGUUCUUUUAGACCUACUCCUGAGAUUUAGCUCAACAAUUGCAGCAAGGCAUUAUUAAUGUUGCAAAGACAUUAUUACCUAUAUGAAAAUAAUAAAAAUAAUUAUAUGAAAGUGGAGUAUUCUGAAUGCCACAAUAAAGUGAUACAGCAGUAAA
Molecule: messenger RNA, 2938 nt
Organism: Siniperca chuatsi (mandarin fish)
Lineage: Eukaryota; Metazoa; Chordata; Actinopteri; Centrarchiformes; Sinipercidae
Product: mannose-binding protein C-like
Exons: 5
Coding region: 743-1528 (261 amino acids)
Source: RefSeq, a predicted model, not a curated record